GAUUUCAGCACCAUGGACAGCAGAGCGGACGGAGGUGACAGCCCUGGGUAGUGUAUAGAGGAGGAAGGCUGUGUGUCUGCUCUGUGCACAUGUGAAGGGCUGGCAUUGUCUUUAUGAAUGAUUAUCCUGUUUGUUUGUGUCUGUGAUAGGGUGAUGGGGCUCUGUGCUCAGAGGAAGGGGCAGAUCUCCCCUUGUUUCCAAUAGGAUUUCCCUUCAUUGGACAAGUGGUAGAGUUGGGGGAGGGGUGGAGGCAGCAAUAUCACAUACCCAUGUUGUCUGUCUUAUGUAGCAGCAGCUGGGAGAGAAGGAUGCACUCACCUCCCCUGUGACCGAGCAGCAGCAGCUCUACACCCAACUCCAUUCACACAGCUGCCUUACCUACCAGGAGGAUCAGGAGAUCCAGAAAUAAAACGACCGGAUAUCUGGUUGAGUUCAUUUGCGGUUUGUGUGACCUAAGACAGACUGACAGCACUGCUUCUUUAUCUUACCCUUCUGGUUUCCAGGCUUCUGCACUACCUUGACCUACAGUACUUGUGGUUUGAUGGGGGAUUGUUCGGAUGACAGCUGGAACUGUAGUGAUCACAGGAGGAAUCCUAGCGUCUGUAAUACUACUUUGUAUUAUUGGAGUACUAUGCUACUGCAGGCUUCAGUAUUACUGCUGUAAAAAAGAUGAGCUACGUGGUGAGGCAGAAGAAGAUCCAGGUCGCCACCCUCACUCCCACUUUCCCUGCCAUGACUGCUCCCCUGCUCAUCUUGAUGGAAUGUUUCCUCCUUAUGUGGCACCAGCUUACUCUCCAUACGGCUCCCCUUAUAUCAUACGGACUGCAGAUACCAUGUGCAAUGGAAGAGAGAGAGAUUCCUUCACUCCAACUCACUAUGCAGAGGCCGGACCUUUACUUGUGAUGGGCACUCCAAAUCUUUCUAGAGGGCUACAGGCUCUCAGUACCCAAGUAUGACCUGAGAAGUAGCCACCGUUUUGUGGAAUGCCUUUGCAUUUUAACCGUUUUAAGGAUAUCACACCACCUCUCGUGUUCACACAGAGACUGGCCAUUUUGAAGGUCACUCCAUGAACCGUCCAGGUCUAAGAACUUGUAUACGACCUGUAGGUAUGAUCUGAAUAUUUUCACAUCAUGUUAGCUAUAGAGAGGACUAACGUACAUCUCCUUGUUGGUCACAUGGAAGAAUAGGAUUUGAUGUGUCUUUGGCAUUUGGAGAUUCCUACUUUAUGUGAACUAGUAACUUUUAUUCCAGUAUAAUGUCAGAGAAGUUUUAUUUUGUCCUGAAACAAGAUAUUGAAUUGUAGAAAAGAACUGUAUGAAUUUUUAAAACUUAAUUUAUCACAGUAAUAUUAUAUAUAUAUAUAAAUAUAUAUUUAUUGUUAUUUAGGGCAUUUUCAGCAUAGGUUUGCUUAGGCUUAUAUAACUGAUUGAAAAAGGUCUUGGGAGGUAAGUAAUGUCUUCUUGGCAUUGGAAAAACUUUUUUAUUUCUAUUUUGGAUCAACGAUUUGGAAAAGUUUGGAUUCAGGUUUAUCAAAAGA
This is a messenger RNA of Rana temporaria (common frog), 1537 nucleotides long. It is a transcript of the gene FAM163A, whose product is annotated as family with sequence similarity 163 member A. The transcript is spliced from 4 exons. The record is from RefSeq and is a predicted model, not a curated record. Lineage: Eukaryota; Metazoa; Chordata; Amphibia; Anura; Ranidae. The coding region runs from base 558 to 956 and encodes 132 amino acids.